Molecule: messenger RNA, 3672 nt
Organism: Acanthaster planci (crown-of-thorns starfish)
Lineage: Eukaryota; Metazoa; Echinodermata; Asteroidea; Valvatida; Acanthasteridae
Product: NLR family CARD domain-containing protein 4-like
Biological process (GO): signal transduction
Molecular function (GO): protein binding
Source: RefSeq, a predicted model, not a curated record
AUUUUGUGAGAGUUUUCCGACCCUAUUAGCCUUUGUAAUUCACACUAAACGUGAUCAUGCACCUUUCACCAUUGCUGGGGUAAACUAAGUCACAAUGGCUGAAUGGAACGGGGGAGAGAGAAGGCGCCAGGGGAGAAAGGAACAAACGCCCCACGGUGACACCCUCCAAGAAGCAGACGGAAUAUCCAGGGAAACACUACAAAUGAUAGCUUGGAAACUCCGCAGCAGAGCGCCAGUGAGGUUGGCUGAAAGUCUUGGCUGCGACAAAGAAGAAAUCGCAAAAUUCCGGGCUUUUGGCAGGAUACUGGAGACCAAGGAAAAAGUAGACCUAUUCUUCUCCUUGCUCCUUAGCUGGAGAGACAGGCAGCCUGGAAAUCACGUGGAUAGAUUAUGCACAGUCCUGAAGAAAAUUGGGAGUGGGCAUCUGAUGAAGGAAUUGCGAGAACACGAGGCUAGCGUCCAGGCAUCAAACCAGCCUGGUCACAUGUCUGCAGAUGAAAAAUUGAAGAAUGAAGCAGGUGCAUCACAAGAACAAACAACACUGGAUGCAACGACAACAGAGGUAGAGCUGUCCCAACGCACACUAAGCAAAAUAGCCCAGAGACUCCACUACGCAUCGCUACAGGGGUUGGCUGAAAACCUUGGCUUAUCCGGGGAAAAUAUCGAUUUCUGCAAAAGUGAUGUGCUGAAAACCGAUUCAGCCAAAAUUGUCUUCAUGCUGUUCUACUGGAAAGAAGUGCAUCGCCUCAAUCAAGUAGAAAGCCUCGGGGAGGCGCUGGAAAAGAUUGGCAGGAGGGAUCUCGCUAUUGAGUUACACGGAAUUUCGCAAAAAGAUCAACAUUUUCCGAUAACCCUGGAAAAAACUUUGGAGAAUCAAACAGACACCUCAGACGAACAUGCCGGUAACGAUGCUGCAGCAGAAACAUUGGGCUCCGAGGAGACAUCGGACCAGUCCGGCCAGCUAACCACAUCACGUUCUGUGGGAAGCAUAGAAGAGGAGCUUACGGAUAACACGCUGUAUACAAUAUCCCAGAACUUCGACCCAAGGAAAUUAACCGGGCUGGCCGCGAAACUUGGCCUUGAAAAUGUCACAGUGCUGCAGCUUCAAGCUGAUUUUCCGAACAAUGUGGUAGAACAAACCUACCGCCUCCUCAUCGACUGGAAACAAAGGCAACCAGCUGGCGUUAACAAGUCCCAGGCUCUAUAUGAUGCUCUGGCAUCAGAGACUAUUGGAAUGAGAAAUCUUGCCGCCUUGCUACAAGGGACCGAUGGACUCAUAUCGGACCGUCGUGUCAGUAAUGCCGGUGAAGCCUGUGCUGCUGCGCUAGAGGAUUACUACAAAGAUUCGUGUAGCCAUGUCAGCCUGCUCCCGUGGGUACAUGAUGACAUGAAACACAUUACUGAUAUUCACACGAGACCACGGCUAACUCUAGGUGCUAAGGGUGCAACGAGACUAAAGGAGACCAGUCUGGCAGCUGAGAGUUUCAGUGGUACCAUUUUGGAAUCGUACGAGGAAAUAUUCCUCGAGAAAACAAAAGAAGAUAAUCAUGUUUUGGUAGCAGUUAUAAACGGCUUACACGGUACGGGGAAGACAACACUUUUCCACAAAAUGGCAUAUGACUGGGCCUGUGGCAAGGCACUAAAAAGGUUUAAACUUCUUAUCUUGUUGAAAAUGUCAGCGCUUGAGCAAAGCUCUGAUCUCAUUGAGGCUAUGUUUGGUCAAUUGUUAGACGAGGAGACCAGCAUACAGAAAGAUGCCUUGAAAGAGUACGUUAGAAACCCGGGCAACGUCAGCAAAGUUCUCGUUCUGCUUGACGGCUUUGAUGAGUUCAUGACCACCAACCUCGAAAGAUCCUCUUUUGGCUCCGUCCUGAAGAUCCUGAAGCAAAAAGUGUUCAGAGGUUGUACCGUGCUCGUUUCAACACGACCCUCUCACUUCAACAAGCUACUAACACACGAAUUGGUUCGUGAGCCAUUCACGCAUGUCAGAAUCUUGGGGUUCAGUGACGAUGACGUUGUGGAAUAUGUUAACAAGUUUUUCAGGCCGGAGGAGAAAGGCUUCUUGGGGCUUGAUGGAAGGAAGAGUAAUAAGCCUAUCCAGGUGGCUGGUGGAGCUGCCCAAGCUGAAGGGAUUUUGAACAAGAUUCGGUCUUCUGGCGUCUUGUUCCACCUAGCAAGGACGCCAAUGCUGCUACUGUUCAUGUGUUUGCUGUGGAGAGAGGAGAAGACUCUCCCGGAAACACUGUCAGGCUUGUUUGGAGAUGCAAUGUAUUUCAUCUUCAACGCGAAAGGGGUGCCAGAGGAAGAAAUGUCCGAUAUUGUUAUUGGAAUUGGUGAGGCUGGCUUAAAGCAUGGCUUUCUGUCUCAAAAUCAAGAUACCUUUGUCAAAAAAAGUGACUUUAAGCAACCGAAUAUGCUUGAUAAAGCUUUGGAAGUGGGUAUUUUGACCAAACAGAAAGUUCUUCAGCGAUUGCGUACUCAAAACAUCAUACAGUUCAUUCACCCGACUUUCCAGGAAUUCUCUGCUGCUAAGUACUUGCAGAGUUUGUUGAAAGUAGACAUUAAAACAUUUCGAACGACUCUCUAUGAAGUCAUUUCGAGAGAUGCGGUAGGUUUUGAGUACCUUCUGCGCUUCUGUUGUGGUGACAACCAGGAUUGCACGGUUGAAGUACUGAAGCAGUUCGUCGAGAUAUUUCUGGAUGACCUAUCACUGUACUCGACGCUUGGUCAGUUGGCCCUCCAUUGCUAUUUUGAGGGUCGGUCCAAGUUUCUCCCUCCAAAGGAAUUCACUGAUGCAUUCAUAACUACAGACAUAAUCUUCGACGGCCGUGACUGGGAUGAUAGUGACCUCUUCAUCUCAUUGGCCUACUUCCUGAAGCGGGUUGCAGAGCAUGACAAGGAACAUGGCACUAGGCACCUUGCAAAGAUACAAAAACUGGUCCUUAUAAACUGCAAACUGACAAAUUUUGAUGAAGAUUUAGCUUUCGCGAUGACCGCAAUGACAAAUCUUCGGUCCGUGGAGUUAGAGAGUUGUUCAUUGACAGGUAAGGCCGUGGCACUUGUCACACGCUCACUCAAGAGCGCAGCAAAUUUAGCGGAACUUGAUUUUGCCUCAAACGGACACCUGGGUGGCACGGCGACGACCUGGAACAUCUAUUUCAAGCAGUUGUCCCACAUUCAGAAGUUGGACUUUGAGUGGCUGCUCAUUAAGAGGGGAUGGUGCUGUACAUGUUCUUGAAGCAUUGAGUGAACUCAGUCUGGUCGAAUUAAACCUUGCCAACAAUGACCUUGGAGGUGCCGCAGAUCGGUGGUCAAAACACUUGAAGCAGCUUAAGAAGCUGAAGAAGCUCGACUUGUGUAACUGCUCCUUGAAAGCACGGGACAUGAGAGAUAUACUUGAAAGUCUUCAAGAUCUUACUGAGUUCCUGGAACUGAACAUCUCUCGUAACAGCUACCUAUCGGGAAUUUCUUGUUUUGUUCAAGCUUCGUUAAGGUCAAGAACAAGGCAGAAAGAAGUCGAUCCAGGAUUUGACCAGGAAGGCCCUGCACCAUGGUGGUGUAUGUACCUAACUAAGUUGCAAAGAAUGGAAAUCCUUGACAUGAGUGACAGCGUCUUGACAGAUUUGGACGUCAAGAAUGUGUGCCACGCACUGAGUGAUCUGCCCAACUUUG